Mya arenaria is the source of this 666-nucleotide messenger RNA. RefSeq names its product C-type lectin domain family 10 member A-like. NCBI's taxonomy places the organism in Eukaryota, Metazoa, Mollusca, Bivalvia, Myida, Myidae. Gene Ontology annotation, molecular function: signaling receptor activity. The record is from RefSeq and is a predicted model, not a curated record. The transcript has 6 exons. Bases 45 to 548 code for a protein of 167 amino acids.
UAUUUAAAGUUGAGAAACUCACAUAUAGUAGUGCAUAUUUAAAAAUGUUGACUUACUACAUGGUAUUAUGUUUCGCUUUUGUAUAUGAAGCGUCCUCGACCCACUUCACCACAUGUCCGGACAGCUGGGUUCCCUAUCAUGACUCAUGCUACUAUUUCCACUAUGACUCCCUGGAUUUCAUCACUGCCGAGCAUUACUGUACGCAACACAACAGUCAUCUCGUCCAUAUAGACGACGCAGCUGAAAAUGCUUUCAUCAAAAACAGGAUCGAACAUAUUUCACCCAAGACCAGCUGGUGGAUUGGUCUCACAGAUGAGCAGAUUGAAGGCGUGUACAAAUGGGUAGACAUUGAUGAAGAAAUGCUACCAGGGGCUUUCACAGACUGGGCACCGGGACAGCCUGAUGAUUAUCACCAUUUGGAAGAUUGUGGAUUAAUGAUGCACGGCAACUGGUCCGGCAUACUUUGGCUCUGGAACGACGCCAGGUGUGAUGCAAAGUUUCCUGCUAUAUGUGAGCUGAGGGAUGGCCAAUCGGAGAUAGUCGGGUAACUCAAUAACGGCGAAUAACAGGCAGUGAUUCCACGUACCGAGAACGAGACUAAAUAUUGGUCAUUUGAGUUGUUCACCUCAUUCAUUCUUAUAACUGAAAAUAAAUUGUUCUUGUUUA